AUGAGAUUCCAGCUUCUGUGCUCUCCCUUUGUGAGGCAGGCACUGGUCAACAUGGUGGGAAUCCCAAAGCAAAUGAACCCAGAUGAUCUGAAGACAAUGGCACUGUCAGACACUCAGGUCCACGGGAAGAACUUUUUCCUGGCUUUUGGUACCAUUCAGAAGGUAGUGCCCAGUUGCGAAAGCACAUCUCCAGAAAGCCUGAACACAGGCCAUAAAUGGUUACGCUUCCACUUUUGCCUCUAUGGAAGGAUCUGUACCAAUGAGUUUGCAAGAGCCAACAAGGCAAACAAAAGAAGAGACUGGAAAGAUCCAAUUCCCAAGUAUGAAUGGCUGGUUCUGCAUUUGGAUGGCGGGAGACUCCUUGUCUUUUACGGCUGCCAAAUCCAGCAGUGUUCUUCUCCUGUUGCUGAGCCGGCCACUGACAUCCUGAGCCCGGAGUUCAACCAGGAACAGGUUAUGGAGGCCCUGCGUAAAGCCACAUCUGUGUCGUUGACUCCUGGAUCAAGGGGAAGGGCUGAAGCAAAGGAAUGGCAGGAGCUCCAGAGCUCUCGCCGUGUGAUCCACAGCAGCAAUCCUGAAGUGAAUUGUGGAAGGGGAACGCCGGGGCCUGGGGCAGACUUGUGCCCAAGGGCCCCGGCAAGUCUGGGGCUGGUCCUGGAGCCAAGGAGCUUGGGCCUGCACCAGGCUGCUCAGAUUGGAGACUUCCCCUUGACCCAGGAGUCAACGACACAGAUGUGGCUUUACGCAGGGCCUCCAUAA
Messenger RNA from Rhineura floridana, 759 nucleotides. RefSeq names its product nei like DNA glycosylase 2 (gene NEIL2). Gene Ontology annotation, cellular component: nucleus. NCBI's taxonomy places the organism in Eukaryota, Metazoa, Chordata, Lepidosauria, Squamata, Rhineuridae. The coding region runs from base 1 to 759 and encodes 252 amino acids. Gene Ontology annotation, molecular function: DNA N-glycosylase activity; DNA-(apurinic or apyrimidinic site) endonuclease activity. The transcript is spliced from 6 exons. The record is from RefSeq and is a predicted model, not a curated record. Gene Ontology annotation, biological process: base-excision repair.